Messenger RNA from Lactuca sativa (garden lettuce), 2476 nucleotides. RefSeq lists its product as uncharacterized. NCBI's taxonomy places the organism in Eukaryota, Viridiplantae, Streptophyta, Magnoliopsida, Asterales, Asteraceae. Gene Ontology annotation, biological process: regulation of transcription by RNA polymerase II. The record is from RefSeq and is a predicted model, not a curated record. Gene Ontology annotation, cellular component: NuA4 histone acetyltransferase complex.
AAUAUGAGCGGAACAGUUACCCUAGGGUUCCAGAUCCAACGGCCAGCACCGCUUCCGCCUCUUCACUUACCCCUCUCUGCCAUAACGGCCGCCACAUACAUCAUUUUCUUCCUCCCGCCCUCCGCCCCCCGCCCUUGCCGAUUUCCCACUCAUCACCACCACCCCCACCACCACAUCUCUAUCUCUAAACUCUAUCAGCCGUUAACAGUUUGUCGUCGAGGAUUUUACCUGAGGAUACGAAUUGACCUCAUCGGUCAUGAGAAUUUUGAGAGUCUGAGGAGAAUUAGGAAAGAAAGAUCGUCGGAGGUUUUGAUUGCUCAUCGGGAGAGGGAGAGGGAUAGGACGGUGCCCAUGCCGUCGGUGGAGAUGAGGAGGACGACUAGGGUUUUUGGUGCUAGGGUUUUGAGGUCAGGUAGACGAUUGUUUCCUACUGACGAGAAGCUGAAACAUAUGAGGCGAACAAAUCUCGCUGUUGAAAACGCCGAAGAAGAUUGGAUUGAGUUGCUCGAUCACGACGAUGGUGAUGUUGAAUUUAAAGAUAACGGAUGGCACAAUUCACAUGAAGCAAACAACGACGAGCUUAUGGACAUUGAAGGAGAAACACAAACUGAAAUCAAAUUAGGGGAAUUGAGGUUAGACGAUUCUUUCCAUCAAAUUCACCAUAACAGUGGUUGCAGGAGGUGGGGAUUGGUUUAUUCAAGAAAACGGAAGAGAAAUCUACCAUCUACAGAUCAUGAUACUCAAGUCUCUUCAGAUAAAAGAUAUGGUAAGAAGUUUGUGAGAAAGCAAGCCAGGAAGACAAUCAUAGCAGAUGAAUUACUAACCGAUUUUCAAACUUUGCCACCAAAAAUCAUUAUCAAAAGAAAUCAAUCUCCAGUCAAGCGGCUACCUUUAAGAUCCAAAUCCAAAAGAAAGAAGGUUCCAACAGGUAUGAAUACUUCAAAUUUGCCACCAAGAAACAACAUCACAAUCCACCGAGCUAUUCAAAAGAGGCGAAGUUCUUUCAGAUCAAGAAAACGAAGGAACCCCUCAAGCUGUCUGGUAAAAGAUGGCGUUCCAUUCUUCCCAAUAAAGUCAAACCCCGAGAUUUCUCAGUCAAUCUGCAGACCUAAUUUCAAAGAACUCAAAUCUACACUUGUGGAACUAACCCAAAAUAUAGAUUCAGCUACUUGCAGUGCAAAUAUAUUAGUGAUAGAAUCAGAUAGGUGCUAUAGAGAAAGUGGAGCUGUAAUCACCAUGGAAAUGGCUGCUCCUAAACAAUGGUUUCUUGUAGUUAAAAGAAACGGGGUCGAAAGUUUCCGGGUCGAAACCCGAACCGCAAUGCGAUCCUGUUUUCACAACCGGGUCACCCAUGCAAUAAUUUGGGCUGGAAAUGAUGAAAGCUGGAGACUUGAAUUCCCAAAUAGACAAGAUUGGUUUGUUUUCAAAGAACUUUACAGGAAAUGUUCUGAAAGAAGUGUCCAAUUGCAAGCUACUUUAACUAGCAUAAUCCCUGUUCCUCGGGUAAAUGAAGUAAAAGGGUAUGCAGAUGUUGAAUCUUCACCUUUUAUAAUGCCUGAUUCUUAUAUUACUUCAAGAGGUGAUGAAGUUUCUAGGGUUUUGGAAAGGAGUGACACUGUGUAUGACAUGGAUUCUGACGAUGACGAGUGGUUGAAAAAGUUUAAUUUUGACCGUGAUGUGAAAGUCAAUGAAGAUGAUUUUGAGAAAAUAAUUGAUAGUUUUGAGAGAGGGAUUUAUGGUAGUCCUGAAGAUUAUGCUGACGUGGCAUUGGUUGUUGAUCGAUGUCAAAUGCUGGCAUCGAAGGAUGUUCUAGAAGGUGUUUAUGAUUAUUGGAUGGCUAAACGCAAGAAGAAGCAUUCGGCUCUUAUCCGUGUUUUUCAGUUUUACAAACCAAAGAAAACCGAACAGCUCAACACCAAAUCCGUUCUUCGCAAGAAAAGGUCAUUUAGAAAACGUGGAAAUCAAUCGGGAAGAGGAAAGCAACUAACUUUCUUGAAAGCAGCCCUGUAUGAUAAAAACGUGGAAGAGGCGGAAAACACGGCCCUGAAAGUCGAAGAAACAGAAGGAGCUGCAAAAAGGGCUGAAGAGGGAGCGAUUGUGAAGCGUGAAAGAGCUCAGAUGUUAAUGGAGGUUGCAGAUUUACUAACUUACAAGGCGACAAUGGCACUUAGGGUUGCAGAAGCUCUUGCAACAUAUGGAUCUGUGGAAUUGGGGGAUAUGAUUUGAUUUGUGUUGGUGGAAAAGGAAAAGGAAAAGAAAGCUUUUUGCAUGAUGUUGUUUGGCCAUGAAAGCUUGCUUGGUUUGGUGGUACUGUAAUUGUUGUACAGAUCUUUAAUUGCAUGUACAUUCUGCAUCAUCAUCAUCAUCAUCAUCAUCAUCGGUAGUAGUACUUUACGAACCAAAUGUUGUACAAUUGGAGAUUUGGUUUAGUUUCUUCUAAAAAUUAUGAUAAAAAAGAUACAUGGGUUUUAACUUA